Culex quinquefasciatus (southern house mosquito) is the source of this 1733-nucleotide messenger RNA. RefSeq names its product vesicular glutamate transporter 2. The coding region runs from base 150 to 1637 and encodes 495 amino acids. Gene Ontology annotation, cellular component: plasma membrane. The transcript has 5 exons. Gene Ontology annotation, molecular function: transmembrane transporter activity. Gene Ontology annotation, biological process: monoatomic anion transport; transmembrane transport. The record is from RefSeq and is a predicted model, not a curated record. Lineage: Eukaryota; Metazoa; Arthropoda; Insecta; Diptera; Culicidae.
UAGCGCAUCCCUAUAAACUAUUCAUUGAGAUGUAAUGACCAACUGUUAGCGGUCGUUCGCUUGUGACGACACUCUUAUCAUUCAGUCACCUGAAGACGGUGGUUUUGUGCAGUUCUAACAUUUUUGCAGGUCACAGGAGAAAAUAAACGAUGGACGCGAAGGCAAGCAGCGAGCUAAGUGACGGAAUCGACGCUCCCCGGUGGAUGUUCUGGAAGCGUCGUCGCUACAUCGUAGUUCUGAUGGCCUUUCUGGGUUGUCUGGUGAUGUACGCCAUGUGGGUGGCGAUGAGUAUUGCCGUCGUAGCGAUGACCGAGAAACGGGCGAUCUCAUUUCAGAAUGGAACCGUUGGAUAUGAACAAGCCUUCGAUUGGAGCAGCCAGGUUCGAGGUAACAUCUUGAGUUCGUUCUUCUGGGGGUAUUUAGUCACGCAACUUCCGGCCGGGGUUCUGGGCAACCGACUUGGAGCAACUAACAUCCUAGGCAUCGGCUUAGGCUUCACAACUGUUCUAACGCUGCUCACUCCUCUGUCGGCCUACGGAGGCGUUAGCUGGCUCAUCGUGAACCGAAUCCUGCAAGGGAUGGCCCAAGGAGUUGCCCUGCCGUGUUUGCACGGAAUCUGGUCCAAAUGGGCACCGCCAAGUGAACGAUCGCGCAUGGUGCUGAUCAGUUUGGUGGGCAUGUUUGCCGGUACGAUCUUGGCCAUGCUCGUAACGGGAGCAGUUUCGAAGCGCUGGAACUGGGAAAGUGCCUUCUACAUCUUUGGAGUGAUUGGUUGUAUUUGGUUCGUUGCAUUUUUUCUCAUGAUUCAUCCCACUCCGGAGCAGGACCGCAUCAUUUCGAAGGCGGAAAAGGAGUUCAUCAUGAAAAGUCUCGGUAACGUCGAAGGUCAAUCAGGCGGGAUCAAGCAUCCCUGGAAGGGAAUUCUGACUUCUAAGCCGGUCUUUGCCAUUCUGGUGUCCGGAUUCUGCCAGAGCUGGGGCUUCUACAACAUGUUGACUCAACUUCCUUCGUUUUUGAAAGACGCUCUUCACUUUGACGUCGAACACUCCGGAUCAAUCGCAGCCCUCCCCUACCUCGGCAUGGGACUCAUGCUGAACGUAUCCGGCUACCUCGCCGAUUGGUUCCAGAUCAAGGGGAUCCUGACGACAACCCAAGUGCGAAGGUACUUCAACUGCGGCUCCUUCCUAGUCCAAGCCACCCUGACGAUCAUCGGUGCCGCGAUCCUUCGCUCAAUCCCCACCAUCACGUGUCUUACGCUGGCAGUUUCGAUGGGAGCAUUCGCAUGGUCCGGGUACCUGGUGAACCAUCUGGAUUUGUCGCCCAAGAGUGCCGGCGUCCUGAUGGGCAUCGGCAACUCGGCCAGCACGAUCGCGGGGAUCAUCGCGCCGGCGGUGACCGGACUGUUGACCAGCGACAAGUCGCCCGACGAGUGGAGAGCGGUGUUUUACAUUACGGCGGGAUUGCAGCUGGUUGGUUUGGUGGUGUACUGGUUCUGGGCGUCCGGGGAGCUGCAGCCGUGGUCGAUUGAGGUGCAGGAGAAGGAAAGGGUGAAAGUGGCAGGAACUGACGGUGGGAGGCAGUUUGAGAGGAACUUGAGUGUUGUGGAUUUAGAAGGGGGUUUGAAGAGUAAGUAUUGAUUUAUUAAAAAAGGGUUUUUUUUCAGUACGAAUUAUAAAUAAAACUAGUUUUAGAUAAAAAAAAAUGUUUUCAAAUAAAAGAAACAUUAGUUUGAU